Molecule: messenger RNA, 563 nt
Organism: Drosophila teissieri
Lineage: Eukaryota; Metazoa; Arthropoda; Insecta; Diptera; Drosophilidae
Exons: 3
Coding region: 41-403 (120 amino acids)
Source: RefSeq, a predicted model, not a curated record
GAUUCCGUUCAUUCAGUGCCUCAAAGCAGCUUAAAUUAGAAUGAUCAGAGUUACUACGUGCCUGUUGGUGUUUGUAUACUUUGUCUUUUAUAUCGAUCAAAACUAUGCCGCCACCAAAGUGCUUUACGAAUUUCACAUUAGGGAAGCCAACCAACAGCGAGAUGAGAAGGGGGAGCUCAAGGAUUCGUCCGAGGAAUCUGGCGAGGAACCCGAACUGAUCAUCACCGGCAAACGAACCUCUUCGUACGUUUUUCCCAUCAAGGAUAACAACUAUGUGUACGUGGAAACGGCCACCUAUGUGGCGGAUAACAAUGGUUACCAUGUCAAGUACAACAUCACCUUGGAUACCGUGGAACUUGACCGCCGUCUCAGCGGACAAGCACUUAAGACCACCGCCGGUUAGGCGGACACAUCGAGUAUUAAGUAUUAACCUAGUGACUAAGUCGUAGUUGUAGCACAUAAUACAUUAUUUAUUCGAACUAGAAAGUGACAAGUUCUCACAGCGCCAUUGCAAAUAAUAAACGCAACUUUGAAAGCGAGUUUGUGGCAAACAUUAAGUGGAA